This is a messenger RNA of Betta splendens (Siamese fighting fish), 2824 nucleotides long. Its product is annotated as piggyBac transposable element-derived protein 4-like. Bases 418 to 2586 code for a protein of 722 amino acids. The transcript is spliced from 2 exons. Lineage: Eukaryota; Metazoa; Chordata; Actinopteri; Anabantiformes; Osphronemidae. The record is from RefSeq and is a predicted model, not a curated record.
CUCCACUUUAUCCAACGUGAAAAAUCCUCCAACGCGGCAGUUUAUCCCACCAGAAGGAUUCCUCCAGCGUGGUGGGAAAAAAUCAUCUAACCUGGGUUUGUCCAACGUGAAAAAUCCUCCAACGUGGCAGUUUAUCCCACCAGAAGGAUUCCUCCAACGUGGUGGAGAUUCCUCCAACUUGGAAACUUGUGUUUGUGUGUGCUUUCACCUGCAAAUUAUUUCACCACCCUCACGUAGCUUGGACUAAAAACAAACAAAAAAAGAGAAAACCGGUCUUACUUAUGAGUUGGUGUUAGGGAGACGCUUGCGUGCCCGCGUUUCCUGCAUGCUUGCGUGCCUGACCCCCUGCUCAUUGGCCUGCCUGCCUGCCUGCCUGCCAGCCUGCCAGCUUGUCUGCCAGCUUUGCGCUCUCUCUUCAUGGCCGCUGCUCGUUUCACCGCCGCACAGGUUCUAGAGCAGAUUUUUUUAAGCCAAUCUAAUGACGACUCUGAACCAGAAGAGGAAUCUGAGGAAGACGUGUCAAGUGAAGAAGAGAAAGAAAAAGGAGAAGCAGAAGAAGCAGAUACAGCAGGACCAGAAACAGAUGAAGGACAAAAAGACAGCGAGGGAUGUGAUCUAAGGCUGGACACUUCAGAUGAAGAAGUUGAUGAUGAAGAAUAUAAUGAUGAUGAUGAUGAUGAUGAUGAUGUUGAUGAUGAAGAUGAUGAUGAAAUAAUAGAAAAUGUGCAAAGACUGGAGCAAAUAGAACUCGAGGAUGAGGAUGAAGAAGAAGAAAAAGAAGAAGAAAAAGAUAAAACUUUUAUCUCUAAAGACGGGAAAAUAAAAUGGUCCUCCGCUGCGUUUCGCAACGGCGAGGAAGCGAGGAACGUCCCUCUUAGUCCUCUUUCUGCCCAGGGACCCACAGAGUACGCGGCGGCUCAGGCGGUCGACUUUGAAUCGACCUUCCGCAUGUUUGUGACCCCGGCGGUGGAAAGGAUCGUCCUGGAGAACACCAACCUGGAGGGCUCUCGAAAGCUCGGGAGCGCCUGGAAGGGCAUGGACGAGGUCGACCUGCGAGCCUACUUGGGCCUCCUGAUUUUGUCCGGCGUCUACAGGUCCCGAGGGGAGGCCGUGGCCAGCCUGUGGGACGCCGUGAGCGGCAGGGCCAUUUUUCGCGCCACGAUGUCGCUCAAGGUGUUUCACGCUUACUCGAAGCUGUUGCGUUUCGACGAUCGCCAAACGAGACCCGCCAGGCGAGCGACGGACAAACUGGCAGCCGUGAGAGAGGUCUGGGACGCGUGGGUGGAGCGGCUGCCCAGCCUCUACGACCCGGGUCCUAACGUGACGGUGGACGAGCAACUGGUACCUUUCAGAGGUCGUUGCUCUUUCAGACAGUACAUGCCUAGCAAGCCAGCAAAAUACGGCCUCAAGUUUUGGGUGGCGUGCGACGCCAAGUCCAGCUACGCUUGGAAGAUGCAGCUUUACACAGGCAAGCCAGGAGGAGGAGGAGGAGGAGGAGAAAAGAGAGCUUCUGAAAAAAAGCAGGGCCAGCGGGUCGUGCUGGACGUCACAGAAGGGCUCGCCGGGCCUCGCAACGUGACGUGCGACAACUUUUUCACUUCCUACGAACUGGGCCAGCGGCUCCUGCGCAGGGAGCUCACCAUGCUCGGUACGGUUCGCAAGAACAAGCCGGAAUUGCCGCCGGCGCUCCUCUCGGUCAAGGGCAGGAGCGCCUUCUCCUCCGCGUUCGCCUUCACUCCCAGCACCGUCCUGGUGUCCUACGUGCCCAAGAAAAACAAAAACGUGAUCCUGAUGAGCACGCUACACUCGGCCGCCACGGCCGCCGACGACGUCCUCCUCGUCGACGCAGGACGGCGGGACAAAAAGCCCUUUGCCGUCCUAGACUACAACGCCACCAAGGGAGGCGUAGACAACCUGGACAAGGUGAUAGGAACCUACAGCUGCAGGAGAAAGACGGCGCGCUGGCCCGUGGCGGUGUUUCACAACGUCCUAGACGUGUCUUGCUACAACGCUUUCGUCGUGUGGCGGGAGGCCCACCCGGACUGGAUGCCCGGCAACCGCAGCAAGAGGAGGGUGUUUCUAGAGCAGCUGGGCAAGGCGCUCGUGACUCCUCUCAUCCGCAGAAGGCGCCAUCCGCCUCGCGGCGAAGCGUCCGCCUCGCUCGUGCGGACGCUUCAGAAGGGGGUUCGGGGUGCGGGUCCUCCUCCCGCUCCCUGUCCUGCUCUUCCGGACUCGGGGCAGCAGCAACAGCAGGAGCAGGAGCAGCAGGAGCAGCAGCAGCAGCAGCAGCAGCAGCAGCAGCAGCAGCAGCAGCAGCAGCAGCAGCAGCAGCAGCAGCAGCAGCGGCAGGCCCUCACCGCAGACCUCGUCUGGGGUGAAGACGGGGACGAUGAGGGUGACGGAGGAGAACACGACGGCCUCGGUUCCACCGCUAGCGACCGGGCGCAAAAGGGCAAGAGGAAAAGGUGUCAAAUUUGUCCGCGCGCGAGGGACCGCAAAACAAACAACGUUUGCCAUCGGUGCGAGAGAUACAUCUGCCACAGACAUUUGCUCUUCUGCUGUUCAGACUGCGCCCCUCGCUCCUGAAGAUAAUUUGUUUGUUCAUUAGCAAAUGAAAUAAUAAUAAUAAUAAUAAUAAUAAUAAUAAUCAUAAUAAUAAUAAUAAUAAUACUAAUAAUAUUCCGUGUGUUUUAUACUAUUGUUGAUGUUUUUGUUGUUGUCAGUGUAGUAACACUAUUUACAAACAAAGUGUAACAUGUAAAAGAAAAAUAAUUAAUAAAAUAAAGCAAAAGCAUUUGAAUUAGGGUAUUUUGUUUUUUUUUCU